CUGACAUAACUGUUCAUCUCACUGACGCAUGACAGCCAACGAUUCUCGAUUGAUAAUGGCGCAACUUACAAAAAGUUAGGGUUUUUCUAAAAUCUUUUUUCCUCCGAUCAUAAUUUCUUUACCCAGUCGAUACGAGCAGAGCUCUGGAAAGGGAGAAGAGGAGUGAAGAAGAAUGGGCGGGGCGGUGAAGGACUUGCAGUCGAAGGCGGAGCUCGACGGAUUGCUGAAGACGGGAGCGCCGGCGAUCCUGCACUUCUGGGCGGCUUGGUGCGAUGCUUCCAAGCACAUGGACCAAGUCUUUUCCCAUCUCUCCACGGAUUUUCCAAGUGUCCAUUUUCUUAGGGUGGAGGCCGAGGAGCAACCCGAGAUAUCUGAGGCUUACUCCGUUUCGGCUGUGCCGUAUUUCGUGUUCUUGAAGGAUGGUAAGACUCUCGACAAGUUGGAAGGUGCAGAUCCUUCCAGUUUGGCUAACAAAGUUGCCAAAAUCGCUGGCUCAGUUAAUCCCUCGUACCCUGCUGCUCCGGCAAGCCUUGGAAUGGCUGCUGGCCCCACUGUGCUUGAAACGGUUCAAGAGCUAGCUAAAGGACAUGGAUCAACUCAAUCAAUCACUCAGAAAAAGCAACCAGUUACAGGGCUCCAAGAUCUGAUUAAUUCCCAUCCGGUCAUGCUGUUCAUGAAGGGAACCCCUGAGGCUCCACAGUGCGGGUUCAGCAAGAAAGUUGUUAACAUACUGAAAGAAGAGAAUGUGAAGUUUGGUACUUUUGAUAUUUUAUCGGACAACGAGGUCCGCGAGGGAUUGAAGCAAUUCUCCAAUUGGCCUACUUUCCCGCAGCUCUAUUGCCAAGGUGAACUUCUAGGAGGGUGUGAUAUAGCAAUUGCCAUGCACGAGAGUGGAGAACUGAAAGAAGUCUUCAGAGAUCAUGGAAUUGGUACCGGUACCGAGACAGCAGUCAAGGGUGGAGAAAUCACAGAGUCUACUGGUCUGAGUGCCACCCUCGACUCCCGACUUGAGAGCUUGAUUAACUCGAGUCCAGUCAUGCUGUUCAUGAAGGGAAAACCCGAAGAACCCAAAUGUGGUUUCAGUCGCAAGGUGGUGGAAAUCCUUAAAGAAGAAAAGGUUGACUUUGGCAGUUUCGACAUACUGACUGAUGAGGAGGUCCGUCAAGGGCUUAAAGUGUAUUCAAACUGGUCAAGCUACCCUCAACUGUACAUCAAAGGAGAGCUUAUCGGGGGAUCAGACAUAGUGCUUGAGAUGCAAAAAAGCGGGGAGCUUAGGAAAGUUUUGUCUGAGAAAGGUGUAAUAAUUCAGAAAGAAACACUUGAAGAUCGUUUGAAGCGUCUAGUUUCUUCUUCACCUGUGAUGUUGUUCAUGAAGGGCAACCCUGAUGCUCCAAAAUGUGGUUUCAGCUCCAAGGUUGUGAAUGCUUUGAAAGAGGAAGGUGUAACUUUCGGGUCCUUUGAUAUCUUGAGUGAUGAAGAAGUGAGGCAGGGUCUGAAGGCGUUCUCGAAUUGGCCAACUUUUCCUCAGCUUUAUUACAAGGGGGAACUAGUUGGAGGCUGUGACAUUGUCCUUGAACUUCGGACCGACGGAGCGCUGAAAUCUACCUUGUCCGAAUAGAGAUCGAGUUUAUACGUGUCUUCAAUCUCUUGGGUUCCUUGUGGAAGUUUUGAGUUUGAUUAAACAAUUGCAUAUAGGACCCUGGAUCUCUGCCUGAUGUAGUCCCAUGGUUUUUGUCAUUUGAUGAACCUGUAUGUGUGGUUUUCCUGGUUGGUUAGACUGAUCAUUUUUGGAAUCGCUGCUGUUUGCUUCAGCAUGAUUACCGUACAU
Molecule: messenger RNA, 1828 nt
Organism: Linum trigynum
Lineage: Eukaryota; Viridiplantae; Streptophyta; Magnoliopsida; Malpighiales; Linaceae
Source: the annotation of a GenBank genome assembly